Molecule: messenger RNA, 1998 nt
Organism: Geosmithia morbida
Lineage: Eukaryota; Fungi; Ascomycota; Sordariomycetes; Hypocreales; Bionectriaceae
Product: nuclear control of ATPase protein 2
Exons: 2
Coding region: 1-1998 (665 amino acids)
Cellular component (GO): mitochondrial outer membrane
Source: RefSeq, a predicted model, not a curated record
AUGGCCUCUUUGGUAGCAGAUCAGAUACGGCGCUUGGAUGCCUACCUGGACCGCCUCCCUGUUCUCUCCGAGGUAUCGUCCGAGGAGGCUAGCUCGGCCUCUGGUGAGAACCAGCAGGGCUUCGCUGUUGCUGACGCCUUCUCGAACCCCCGCCUUGAUGAGCUUCUCAGCAUUGUCAAGUCUUUGAGUGCCACAAACUCAUCCCGGCCGCUCCUCCCGGUGCGCAACAUCAGGCAACUUCUCGUCAGAUCUGGGAUCCACAAAUCUGACCUUGACCCGACCGAGGUCACGGUCAGGAGCCCUUAUGAGACAGAAAUCGAGUGGCUGCUCGUCAGCAAGGCCGCCGUCCAGCUGCAUGGGGCCAUCCUCAACAGCUUUCUCGACCAUAUAGCCCCGCUGAGCAAUCACAUCUGGUAUUGGGACGAAGUCCUCGGCUCCUAUGCCUAUAGCAGCCUUUAUACGGUCCAGACGUCACCAUGGCGUUUCCAUGCCUGGUCCCUCGACAUAUUUCAGAGAACACUGACUCGCACACACAAUUCCCCGCCGCCAACUUACUUCGCCACGAUAGCGCAUGGGUUCCUCCCCCAGCGCUGGGGCCGCUUCUAUUCCCUGGUCCGUGACAGCAUCAGGGAGAGGUCCUUUGCCAACAUUCAGCGAAAGGUCCUCUCCCCCGUUGCCUUUUGCAGGGGUGAGGCCCGACGAAAGCAGGCCGCCAUGAAAAAGCUGAGAGAGGUCACAGCCUGCGGAUUGGGUGUCUUGAUGUGCGAAGGACUCCAGUUUGUCCAGGAGGAUGACAAGGCACUCGUGCAAGACCACAGCGAUCUCAAGGGGACAGUGGAACGCAGCGUCGUCCUCAUGGAUAUGGUCCUGAAGGAGGUCUGCCACGUCGAGCAAUCCGUUGCCGAUUUCGAGGAGAAGAUUUUUGCUGGUGUCGAACAGGACCCUGAACUCUCCGUCCACGUCGAGGAUAUUGAUGGCAGCAUUAACCGCCCCGCCGUCCUUGGCCGUCGCUUGCUACACAUUAUCGAUAACAUCCUCCCACAGCACGCAGAAUCCAUUGCGGACAUAACGCGGAGGAACGGGCAGCCCUCACCCAUUGUCCGCUACUGGCUACCCGCCAUUGUUUGUACCGUGUCGUCCACCACGAUCCUCCGCCUCGUUGUUAACCACCAGGCCGACAUACUCGACUGGAUUGCCAACCUUGGCGCAACGGCACGCGAUUUCUGGUUCAACUGGGUUAUCGAGCCCUCCCGGAAAGUCUUACAGACCAUCAGACACGACCAGUCGAGCGAGAUUGCCAUCAUGAGUCGGGACAGCCUCAAGGCUGACCGCGAGAGCCUGGAGCGCAUGGUUGUCGAUUUCGCCGUUGACAACCCCCGCUUUGCCGACGCCACCGGAUCUACUCUAACUGAAGACCAGAUUGCGCUGAUCCGUUCCAAAGUAGCCGAAGGUGAUGUGACGCCGGUCCUCAAGGCCUUUGAGAAGGAUCUGAGGAAACCGCUUGUCGGUGCUGUCCGUGGAGAUCUCGUCCGAUCUCUCCUCAUACAGGUGCAGAAGACAAAGGUUGACCUGGAGGUGGCCAUGACGGGCAUCGACGCCCUCUUGAAGAGCCAGGAGCUGGUUUUUGGCCUCGUCGGUCUGACGCCGGGAGUCAUUAUGUCGAUAGGAUUCCUCCAGUACUUCCGUGGCCUUUUUGGUGGACGCUCUGGCCAACGCAGGAGCACGACGGCCAAGCAGGCUGUGCGUGUUCUCCGCAACAUUGAUCGUGUUCUGACCGAGGCGCCGCCCGUUGAUAACAAUAUGCCCUCUUACACACACCACGGCCUAUUGCUCUGUGAGGUCCAGACACUCAGAAGUCUGGCCUCCAGGUUGAUGCCUUCUGAAAUCGAGAGGGAGUUCCUCGAGGAUCUGUCUGACCUGUCCAAGCUCAGGGGCGCGCAGUUCCAGGCUCAGGCUUUGUCGAGGAUUCGCUGGGCUUAUGCCCGUUGGCUGCGCUAA